AUGACUCGUGACACGAGUAAAGAGGCCAUGAAGGCCAAACAGUCCGCCAUUAUCAACCACCUUCAGCAGCUCCGGCAAGCCCUCAGCUCCGUCAGAACUCCCAACUUUGAGAUUGAUGAGCUCUCUGAGAUGGGUUUGAAAGCCGUCAGGGUUGAAUUAGCACCAGAUAAGGAGGUUUUAGACUUUAAUCCAUGUUUUUUCCUGCCCCAGCCUACAUCCAUGUUGGAGUAUCCCAUUACGGAGGGCGGGAUACCUGAUCUCGAGACGAAGCGCACCGACGAAACAUAUCCAUGGAAGGCGGAGCUUUCACGUCUCACUUGGCACAUUGUCUCCCAGGUGGUUUGCAAACGCUCUGGGAUUUAUACCGACGGGCGAGAAUGUUUGGGAGCACUCUCACCACUGGGGUACCCGUGGGAGAUCUUUCCAAGGGUGGAGGGCCGUGUUUCUAUCGACGCAGGGGACAGGAUCGGGAAUGGGCACUGGUACACAUCGUCAGCCUACCUCGACAACUCCGUCUUCGAAGACGAAUCUGCUGCAAUGCCCCACGCAAUGAUCAUACUCUGCGUUCACUAUCGUGCGAACGACACGAGCCUCACCCAUGCUGAAGUCUGUGGGCUUCUCCAUUAUAUGUAUCACUGGUAUGAUCUGGAAUUUGAACAAUAUGCGACGGGUCCCGUGAGUAUACGCCUUCUUUACUGA
Messenger RNA from Aspergillus pseudoviridinutans, 699 nucleotides. RefSeq lists its product as uncharacterized. Lineage: Eukaryota; Fungi; Ascomycota; Eurotiomycetes; Eurotiales; Aspergillaceae. The record is from RefSeq and is a predicted model, not a curated record. Bases 1 to 699 code for a protein of 232 amino acids. The transcript has a single exon.